Messenger RNA from Dermacentor andersoni, 2253 nucleotides. Lineage: Eukaryota; Metazoa; Arthropoda; Arachnida; Ixodida; Ixodidae. The record is from RefSeq and is a predicted model, not a curated record.
AUGGCGUGUAGGGUCGGAAUUGAUGACCCGUCGCCAGCCCCCUUCCUUGCGCUCACGAUCGCUGGUCGAACGUUUGCAGCGCUACUGGACAGUGGCGCCACAGCCUCGCUGUUCGGGGAGGAAGUUUUGGCUCACUUACGCCGGCACUCAGUCCGGCUGCGAGCCUGCAACACCGCCUUCCAACUCGCGAGCGGUGCGGCUACCUCGUGUGGCUCGGCGAGAUUGGUUGUGCGCUGGGAGGAGCGUGUACGCCGUCACAGGUUCGUGUACCUCCCUGGUCUGUCCGUACCCGUGAUAGUAGGCCGAGACUUUCUGGCCCGCACUGGGAUCGUGAUAGACAUUGCGAACAAAGGAUACAGGGAGGGCCCUGGUGCACCCCUGAAACCUUUUGCGCAUUUCCCUGUCGCUUCGGUGGCACCUAGAGCCCCAGGCGCGGCACCACGGCAGGAGGAGGGGCCCUCAGACGCCGCUCUACAGGCUCCCCUGACCUCGUUGUUGAGGAAGUCUACAAGCUGGAGCUGGGGUCCGGAGCAAGAUGAUGCCUUCAGGGCUCUCUCUAAAGCUCUUGUGGACACAGCCGAGCUGAAGCUGCCCGACCUGAACAGGGAGUUCGUAGUCCAAGCUGACGCGAGCGACCUGGGUAUAGGUGCGGUGCUGCUCCAAGAACAUGAGGACGUUCUUCGGCCAGUGGCCUUUGCCAGCCGGUCGUUGACGCCCGCAGAGCGUAACUAUUCCGUGACCGAACGUGAGUGUCUAGCGAUAGUGUUCGCUCUGCGUAAGUUCGAUCACUACGUCGACGGAGUGCCUUUUGUUGUUGAAACGGAUCACAUGGCGCUCACCUGGCUGAAGCGCUUGCGCGAGCCCUCAGGCCGCCUCGCGCGCUGGGCAUUGACGUUACAGCGCUACAACUUUGUUGUUCGCUAUCGGAAGGGGAGCACAAACGUGGUGGCCGACGCCUUGUCGCGCGCCCCCGUUUCAGACCCGGACACCUUUGACCGGCACCCCUCCGCGACAACGCUUCUGAACGAAGCCGGAGCCCUUGUCUCCAAUGGCACGGAAGGAGCGAGUUCAGGCGGCUGUGCGGCCUAUAAGCCGCCGUCGCCGGGCGAAAGUGCGUACCUGCUGGACCCUGUAACGUCCAUGGGUAUCACAUUCAGCAGACGGGAGCUGCUGGAAGCUCAGCGGAAAGACCCAUUUUGUCAGCAAAUCGCUGACGAGCUCGAAAAAGAGCACAGCUCCGAAAGGGAGCGAGGCGGCAACGCCGAUGGGCGCAAAUUGACAGCUGGUAUUGCUGUUGGCGCCGGGUGCGACGCAGCUGGUAUUGCUGCAGGCACGUUGGAUUCGUAUCUGCUGGAUGCUGAUGGAGUGCUCCUGCGCUAUAUCCCAUCUGAAGAGGCUCCUAAUGAGUCCUUUAAGGUGGUGAUCCCCCGCAGUCUACGGAGGGCCACGUUGAGCUAUUUCCAUGACUCGCGGUUGGCCGGACACGCGAGUGGCCGUAAGACUUAUCUUAAGUUGAGCCGCUCCGCAACCUGGCCAGGCAUGAAGCGUGAUGUACUUCAUUAUUCUCGCUCGUGCCGCGUGUGUCAGACUGUGAAGCCCCGUGGUGGCAAACCCCCCGGCCUCAUGCAGCCGAUCGACAGCCAGCUACCCUGGCAAAUCACGGCCUGUGACGUUAUGGGACCUUUCCCAAGAAGCCGGCAAGGUCACACAUUCCUGCUGGCCGUCACAGAUCAUUUCACGAAGUGGGUGGAACUAUUUCCCCUUCGGAAGCUAACGGCACGCGUCAUAUGGGACAAGUUGCUCGAGGUAUUCACCCGCUUUGGCUUUCCGGCGGAGUUGAUCACUGACAACGCGUCCUAUUUCACGGCCAAGGUGUUCGUCGAUGUCUGUGCAGCCUUUGGCAUAAAGCACCGCAAAACAACGACUUAUCACCCUCAGGCCAAUCCCACCGAGCGGAUGAACCGAAAUGUGAAGCCCUUGCUCGCGGCCUUUGCCCGGCAACACAGGGACUGGGACGCCUGUCUCCGCGAGAUAGGUUUCUCUUUGCGCACAUCGGUGAACCGUUCGACUGGGUACACGCCCGCUUUCCUCAAUUUCGGGAGAGAGCUGCCAAACCCUAUGGAUCGCGUUCUGCGAACCGGCAGCGGGGCGAGCGCCGUUGCGUCGGGUCUCUCCGACUACGCGGUGCAACCGCCUGCAAAGGUGAAUGCGCCAGAACAAUGCGUGAUUGGCAAGCUGACGGAUGCAGUGUGA